This is a messenger RNA of Anopheles moucheti, 1016 nucleotides long. RefSeq names its product protein D2-like. The coding region runs from base 251 to 877 and encodes 208 amino acids. The transcript is spliced from 2 exons. The record is from RefSeq and is a predicted model, not a curated record. Lineage: Eukaryota; Metazoa; Arthropoda; Insecta; Diptera; Culicidae.
AAAGACGUACGCACACACAGCCGCACGUCCCGAUCAGACCGUCUGUCCGUCCGUCUGACUGUCUGUCUCGCCGUCUGGUCAACAGGGGGACCCGACCACUGAGACCCGGGCUCAGUCUUUGUUGUGCACUCGCACCGAACGGAACGAAACGUCGAACGGGAAAGAAAAACCCGGGAACCAUUGUGCGUUUGUGCGUGAGGCAAAAGAAAAGGUUAGAGAGAGGCUUCCCCCCGUGGUUGACGGUAACGAGAUGGUGCUGCGUGUGACCGUUAUGUGCGGUGUGCUGGCGUUGGUGACGGUCCGCGGCCAGGCCGCGAACCCAACCGUCGACGCAUUCACACGCAACGACAUAGUGUCCGAUCUGAUCGACGUCGCACCGGAGGAAACGAUCAAGAUCACGUACCCGGAGUCGGAUGCGGAGGUUUCGCUCGGCAAUCAGCUCACCCCGACCCAGGUACGAUCGCCACCGAAGCUGUGCUGGAGCGUGGAAACGAACGCCCUCUACACGCUGCUCAUGGCCGAUCCGGAUGCACCAUCGCGCAGCAACCCCGAGAUGCGCAGCUGGAAGCACUGGGUGGUGGGCAACAUUCCCGGCAUCGAUGUGGCGGCCGGUGAGGUGCUGGCGGAUUACGUCGGUUCCGGACCACCCCAAGGUACCGGUCUCCACCGGUACGUGUUUCUCGUGUACAAGCAGCAGGACCGUGUAAUGUUCAACGAAACGGUGCUCAGCAGCAGGAACCCGAACCGUGGCAAAUGGAAUCCGGCAUCGUUUGCGAAGCAGUACGAGCUGGGCGAUCCGGUUGCCGGCAACUUCUACCAGGCCCAGUACGAUGACUACGUCCCGGAGCUGUACGCCACCUUCACGGACACCGCCUGAACGAGGCAGGAUCUUGUUCAGCGUUCGUAACGGUUGAAAAAAAAAUCAACCUCCCUCCUCUCCCUUGGUGUCUCCCAUCCUGGGUCCUUCCGGUUCCCUACCUCCAGUCUUUCCCAGUGGAACUCCCACACACCCACAC